Alligator mississippiensis (American alligator) is the source of this 6248-nucleotide messenger RNA. It is a transcript of the gene SCAF8, whose product is annotated as SR-related CTD associated factor 8. The record is from RefSeq and is a predicted model, not a curated record. Gene Ontology annotation, cellular component: nucleus. Lineage: Eukaryota; Metazoa; Chordata; Crocodylia; Alligatoridae. The transcript has 28 exons. Gene Ontology annotation, molecular function: RNA binding. Bases 865 to 5103 code for a protein of 1412 amino acids.
GUUUAGCAGAGCUAUGAAGGGUCGUCAGAGCUUGCUCUUUUGUGCAGUAUUCUGGCAACUUUCAAUAGCUAUCUCCCUGUAAAUGUAUACAGAUGUUGCAGGAUUUAUAGGUUAAUUACCAUGAUGGAGCAACACAGUUCUGUAUUAGUGACGCAAGGGAUUUUGUCCAUUUAUUAUUUGCCUGAGUGACCUCCUGGAAGCUAUAUCAUGGUUUGAUUCAGUACAACCUUGCAGACAAACUCUUUUUUGUUUGGUUGAAUGGAGGGCAGAUACCAGAUAUCUCAAUGGUCUUACAUGGCCUAAGGCUUCUUAUCGCUUAACAACAGAGGAAGAAUGAGGACAGAUGUUUCUGAAUUAAAGGUGCUGGCCAGAGAAGGUAACUAGAUUGCUUUGAAGCAAUCCCUUCCCAAGAUUAUAACCAUCUUUGAAGUGCAAAAGUGUUGCACCUGGGAUGUUUGGGUAUGAUGUGAGGCCUCUUGCAGUGCUACAGUUGCUGGUGCUGCUGCCCUGCCACAGAGGAGAUCCAUCUGAUGGGCUGGGGAGCUGAGCAGGUCAUCUUCCCGUGACAUGGACUGCCAGCUGCUGCCCCAUGGAGCCAAAGUGGAGGCAGCAAGAACCUUCAGCGAGCAGCCUGCCAGUGCUGCCAGGAAGGGUCCAUUGCCCUGCAACCACCACAGGACUCCUCCAGGGCCUGACAUGCAACCAACUACAUACAGAGCUACUUCUAGUAACAGGAGCAAGUUGUGAAAACUGAGUAAACCAGCUGAGUCUAAGAAUGAACAUCUCUCUUGGUGCAGAAUGGUCCUCUGAAUUCAAAGAGCUGAAAAAGCUCAAGACUUCAUCUUGAGUAGUGUACAUCUCAGAAUGACCUUUGAUUUAAAAGAAGUCAUCCCACUUGGCUCAAGGAAAAAGUAUCUGGACUUCAAUGAGUUAUACUCGCUAAAUGAUUACAAACCACCCAUUUCCAAGGCUAAAAUGACACAGAUCACCAAGGCAGCAAUCAAAGCUAUAAAGUUCUACAAACAUGUUGUACAGAGUGUUGAAAAAUUCAUUCAAAAGUGCAAACCAGAAUACAAGGUGCCUGGCCUAUAUGUCAUUGACUCUAUUGUGCGACAGUCUCGGCAUCAGUUUGGGCAAGAAAAAGAUGUGUUUGCCCCAAGGUUCAGCAAUAACAUCAUCAGCACUUUCCAGAACUUAUACCGUUGUCCUGGAGAUGACAAGAGUAAAAUUGUUAGAGUGCUGAAUUUAUGGCAGAAGAAUAAUGUAUUCAAGAGUGAAAUUAUUCAGCCGCUCUUGGAUAUGGCAGCAGGAAUUCCUCCUCCAGUUGUGACCCCAGUCUUGCCUACUACCACAGCUGCUAUGAGCAACAAUACUCCAGGAACUCCUGUGACCCCUGUUACUCCAGCUAAUGUGGUACAAAGUUUACCUGAUCCUUGGAUGUCUCAGAUUGCUAAUACAGAUACACUUGCUGCAGUAGCACAGAUUUUACAGAGUCCACAGGGCCAACAGCUUCAGCAGUUAAUACAGACGCUACAAAUACAGCAGCAGAAACCACAACCUUCACUGCUCCAAGCACUGGAUGCUGGUCUUGUUGUUCAGUUACAGGCCCUCACUGCACAACUUACAGCUGCAGCUGCUGCUGCCAACACACUUAAUCCACUGGAACAGAGUGUCUCUUUUAACAAGAAGCUGAUGGACAGGUUUGAUUUUGGGGAAGAGUCUGAACACAGUGAAGAACCUAAAAAAGAAACACCUACUUCCCAAAUGCCUCUAGUAUCUGAAUCUGUGAACAACUCACUUUUUCAUCAGCUAGCUGAACAGCUCCAACAACAAAAUUUAGAACAUCUCCGGCAGCAACUCCUGGAGCAACAACAGCCUCAGAAGGCAAGCCCAGAGGAAAAUCAGGAAGGAAAUUUUGGUUCAGAGCAUUCCGCAUCACCAUCACAAGGAAGUAGCCAACAGCAGUUUUUAGAAGUAGAAGCAAACCUGGAUGACUCGAUAGAUAUUCAGCAACAGGAUAUGGAUAUAGAUGAAGGACAAGAUGUAGUAGAAGAGGAGAUCUUUGAACAGGAAGAAAAGAAAUCGGCUGUUCGUUCAAGAUCAAGAACACACUCAAGAUCUCGUUCAAGGUCACCAAGAAAGCGAAGGUCAAGGUCACGGUCUGGUUCUCGAAAACGUAAACACAGAAAACGUUCACGCUCAAGAUCAAGAGAGAGGAAAAGGAAGUCAUCUCGGUCAUACUCCAGUGAAAGAAGAGCUAGGGAAAGGGAAAAAGAGAGGCAGAAGAAAGGAUUGCCUCCUAUAAGGUCCAGAACACUAAGUGUCUGCAGUACUACUCUUUGGGUUGGUCAAGUCGACAAGAAAGCUACACAGCAAGAUUUAACUAAUUUGUUCGAAGAAUUUGGACAAAUAGAGUCUAUUAAUAUGAUUCCCCCCAGAGGUUGUGCAUACGUCUGCAUGGUUCAUAGACAAGAUGCAUAUCGUGCUCUUCAGAAACUAAGCUCUGGAUCCUACAAAAUUGGAUCUAAAAUUAUUAAGAUUGCCUGGGCUUUGAAUAAAGGGGUGAAAACAGAGUACAAACAGUUCUGGGAUGUGGAUCUUGGAGUUUCAUAUAUACCUUGGGAAAAGGUAAAAGUGGAUGAUUUGGAUGGCUUUGCUGAAGGAGGCAUGAUCGACCAGGAGACUGUAAACACUGAAUGGGAAACUGUGAGAAACUCAGAGGCUGCUAAAGAGACUGUUCAAACUACUCAGAGUGCAACUGUCGAGAAGAACACAGUUGUCACAACACAAACAGAAGUUUAUACUCAACCAGUCACUAUGCUACAGGACUUCGCUGCAUGGAGGCGUGGAAGGAUGACUGCCAGCUUCCCAGUCCCUGCCAAUAGGAGGGAGUGUAGUCCAAGUCCUUUCACAGCUGCACUCAGAUUGGCACCAGUUUUUGGCAAGUUUUAUCCUAUAACAAGGAUCCCAGUAGCUCCAGCUGUGCCUGCUGUUAAUCUAGUUCCACCAGCAUUUCCUGUCUCAAUGUCUGUCCCUCCUCCUGGCUAUAGUUCAAUUCCUCCACCACCAUUCUUGCGGGCAAGUUUCAAUCCUUCACAACCACCUCCUGGUUUUAUGCCACCUCCAGUCCCACCUGUUGUGCCGCCACCUGUUGUUCCGCCACCUGUUGUUCCACCAGUAGUCCCAACAUCUUUAGUGCAGCCUCCGUUACCAAUUACUCAAGAUACAAUAAAAGAUGUUCCUUUUAGUACCCUUGUUUUACCAGUUGGCACAGUUUCUAGCAAUCUGGCCACUCCAACGUUAUCAGCUGGAAGUGGUUUUAAUCCUCUUACAAGCAGUAAACCAGAGGCAGAAGAAAAAGCAUCUCAUCAUACUGACCUUCAGGUUUCCUCAAAUGAAAAUGUUAGAUCUGUCCAAAAUGAUGCCUCUAGCAGCUCUGGGCUUGCAGGGGGAGUGCCACCACCCAGUGUUUCCAGCAGCUCUGGGCUUGUCGGAGGACUGCCGCCACCCAGUGUUUCCAGCAGCUCUGGGCUUGUUGGAGGAUUGCCACCACCCAGCAUCUCCAGCAGCUCUGGACUUGCAGGUGGAGUGCCACCACCUAGCAUCUCCAGCAGCUCUGGCCUUGCUGGAGGACUGCCACCACACAGCGUCUCCAGCAGCUCUGGCCUUGCAGGAGGAGGACCGCCACCAAAUGUCUCUAGUAGUUCUGGACUUUUGCCAGGAGCACAACCACCUAUUGUCUCAAGCAGCUCUGGAGUUAUGCCUGGAGUACAGCCCCCCAUUGUCUCAAGCAGCUCUGGACUACUGCCACCCAACAUCUCAAGUAGCUCAGGACUUCUGGCAGGAGUGCAGCCACCCAGUGUUUCAAGCAGCUCGGGGCUUAUGGCAGUACCACCACCCAAUGUCUCGAGUAGUUCUGGACUUAUGGGAUUGCCACCACCAAAUAUUUCAAAUAGUUCUGGACUUCUGGCGAUGCAGCAUCCCGUAGGAAUUCAUAACAUGCCUCAUUUAAAUAUUGGUAGUCCAAGGAUGCCUGGAAUGCCCCUCUUAGAUAUCCGUCCAGGACUUAUACCCCAGUCACCAGGACCAAGAUUUCCAUUAAUGCAACCUGGAAUGCCACCACAGCGCAAUAUCCCUCCUCCUCCAACAAUCCUUGACCCAUCCCUUCAUCCACCACCUAGAGGUCCUUUUCCUCCAGGGGAUCUUUUUAAUCAAACUGAGAGACCUUUUGGAACACCUGGAAGACAAAAUAUUGAUCCCAUUUCUAAUGCAGAGAAAAGACUACCACUUGGAGGUGAGAACAUUCAACAGGAAGGAGACCGAGAUUAUCGUUUUCCUCCAGUGGAAAACCGAGAGAAUCUUAAUAGGCCAUCCCCAGUGGAUGUCAGGGAUGCUGCUGGACGACCACCAGUGGAUCCAAGAGAGGGUCUAGGAAGACCUCCACUAGAGGCUAGAGAACAUUUUGCAAGACCACAUGCAGAUAUGAGAGAGAAUUAUGGAAGACCAGGUCUAGAUGGUCUUGGUCGAAGAGAGCAUUUUGGUUUCAAUACAGACAAACACUGGGGACAGAGAGGAGAUUAUGAUGAAAGAGAACAUCAUGCCUUUCCUAUCUUUGGUGGCCCUAAAGGCUUUCAUGAGGACAGGGAGAGGUUUCGGCAUGUAAAUUACAGGUUUGAUGCUAGGAGUGGUCCCGGCUGGAACAGAGGAUAUGAACAAGAUGCUCACAGAGAUUUUGAUGACCGUAGAAGACCCUGGGAAAGACAGAGGGAUAGGGAUGACAGAGAUUUUAAUUUCUGCAGAGAAGUUAAUGGAAACAGAUUUGGAAGAGACAGAAUGCAGAACAACUGGAUCCCCCCUCCGCAUACAAGGGUUUUUGAAUAUUUUGAAGGGGCCACUUCUCAACGCAAAGCUGAGAAUAUGACCCAGGUAAAUGGUGAAAAUACAGAGACAGAAAGUCAGCCACCUACUGUGCAACUUCAGAAUGAUCCAGAACUUUAUGAAAAACUGGCAUCUUCAGGCGAGAUGAACAAAGAGAAGAGUGACACAGAAGCUGAUAUAGAAAGUGAACCAGUGGUAGAAAGCACAGAAACUGAGGGGACAUAAUCAUCACUCAGUAGGCAAUAUGAAGGAAGUUCUGGCAGCUUACCAUGUCCCGGGCCCUGCAGAGUUAAAUGAGAAGUGCUCCAAUGUUCUAAUGUGCAUCACACCGGAUCUUGUUUCUGAAGUGUUAGAAGGAACCCAUCGUUACAUGUUGAGAAGGCUCUGUGCACCAAUACACUGUUUCUGAUAGAACCCAGGGAUGGCAACUUUAUAUACCAGUAUUACCUGUCUGGAGCAGGGUUAAUUUUAUAAAUUAAAACCAUAAACUCUAUGAGUUUCUAGAUCUUAUUUGUGCUUUUGAGGAUGAUCUGCUCAGAUGAACAGUUUUGCAUCCACCGGAGAGACAGGCUCUUCUGCUGGACCAGAAGAUGACAUUGGACUGUAAAUUGUAGCUAACUCCAUUUGUAGCAUCCUCUAGUGCAAGUAAUUGAAGGACAGAUUGCAGGAAAAUCCUUCAGGGAAUAAGACUUGUUUUGUUUUGAUCUACAAAUUUAAUUUUCUUUCCUUUUUUUUUUUUUUCUUAAAGAUAACCUCUUUUACUUAACACUCACUCCCUGUGCAGUCUUUGUACAGCUCUUGUCUGGUGACUGUAUUCCAGAGAUGUUGGAUUAUUUAUGAGACACCUGAACAUUCUUGGAGUUGUGAUGAACCCUAAAUUGCCUAUUUCAUUAAAAUUAGUCAGGGAAAGUUCCUGACUAGGCCCCUCCAAUUGCUUUCUUUUAACGUUCAAAAAAGGUUUGAACGAGGAAUGGUGAUGAAAUAGAAAAUUAUGUUAUAUUCAGUUUUCACAAAUUCACUUAGCAGAAAAGUUCUUUCUAAUAAUCAGUGGAAGGGGUACUACUUGCUCUUUCUAAUUUCCCAAAUUAAAGAUCUGCACAUAGGGGUCACACGUAUUGACUUAGCCUGCUACAUAGCUAUAGAAAAGAAGAAACACAAAGAUGCCCCACCGUGUGAAAAGGACAUUUUUUAUCAUUCCUCUAUUUAUUUUUGCUCUAUCAAAAAUUAAAGUGCCAGUUAUUUGGAAUGCUGUAGUCUGUGGUCUCUUGAAAUUUGAUUAGUGAGAACCUUUCAGCAAGAUCAUUCCCAUUAUGGUGUAACUGCAUGGUGACUGCAGCUUUGGACCUGUAUAAUAAAGAUCUAAAUGCAAA